Pectinophora gossypiella (pink bollworm) is the source of this 4771-nucleotide messenger RNA. It is a transcript of the gene puml, whose product is annotated as 1-acylglycerol-3-phosphate O-acyltransferase ABHD5. Lineage: Eukaryota; Metazoa; Arthropoda; Insecta; Lepidoptera; Gelechiidae. The coding region runs from base 303 to 1643 and encodes 446 amino acids. The transcript is spliced from 8 exons. The record is from RefSeq and is a predicted model, not a curated record. Gene Ontology annotation, cellular component: lipid droplet.
GUGUAGAAUAACUUUAACAUGGAAUCUGCUAGGCAUGUUAUUUACCGGCAUGACUUGCGAAAAUUCAUACACUACCUUGCAAUCUGUAAGACCAAUCAGACAGGUGUCAGAUGAAUGAGUCAGCUGGUUCCCCCCUCCAACAAUUUAGACUUGUAGCUUCAGUUGCCUCUAGGCUUUGACCGCGUACAGACAUAUUUGCAAAAAAAAUCCAUCCAUCAAUAAAUUGUGUCAAAAUUAAUAAAUCAAUAAACUGUGUGUGAACCUAUGAAAGUAUUAUUUAAGAUUUAAAGACAAUAUUUAAAAUGCCUUGUUCAAAAAGACAUUCGAAAACAAAUAAAUCGUCUGAGAAGUUAGAAAAUGACAGCCGAGGGGAAGCAGAAAAUGUGACCGCGUCAGUGCUGCAGGAUGAGGAAGACAAAGAUAAAACCAUUGUGAGCAGAACAUGGCUUGGAACUAUCUUAUUCACUAUAUGGAAUUGGACUGGUGGGUGGUUCAGUUGGACUCGGCAGUCGGAUGCGAUGCUACGCUGCGUUGAGAAGACAAUAUUGUCAUGUCUAAAAACAGCGUACAAGCGGUUCUACGUGGACAUCGGGUCUGUGGUGGGACAGAGCGACAAGAUAUGGACCAUCUCUCUCAACGACGACUCCAACAAGACUCCGCUGGUGCUGCUGCACGGCAUGGGCGCUGGGCUGGCGCUCUGGUGCCCUAAUCUGGACGCCUUUGCCGCCCACAGGCCUGUGUAUGCCAUUGACUUGUUAGGUUUCGGGCGGAGCUCGCGGCCGAAGUUCUCGUCAGACGCAACGAAGGUGGAGGCGCAGUGGGUGGAGUCAGUCGAGGAGUGGCGGCGGGAGGUCAACCUGGGGGAGUUCGUCCUGCUGGGGCACAGCCUCGGGGGGUACAUCGCGACCGCGUACGCCUUGAAGUACCCUGAGCGCGUCCGCCAUUUAAUCCUGGCGGACCCGUGGGGCUUCCCGGAGAGGCCGUCCAAUGUUUACGAGAAGUACCAGGUGCCGCUCUGGAUCCGCGCCGUGGUGACGGUGAUCCAGCCGCUGAACCCGCUGUGGGCGGUGCGCGUGGCCGGCCCCGCGGGCAAGUGGCUCGUCAGCAAGACGCGGCCCGACAUCGCGCGCAAGUACACCAAGUACGUGCCCGACGCGAACACCGUCAUACCGGAGUACAUCUACCAGUGCAACUCGCAGACGCCCAGUGGCGAAAGCGCGUUCCACUCGUUAAUGAACGGGCUGGCGUGGGCCAAGAACCCGAUGGCGACCCGGCUGGACAAACUGGACCCGGCGCUGCCCGUCACCGUGCUGUACGGCUCGCGGUCCUGGAUCGACAACGUGGCCGGGCAGACCCUCGCCGAGCAGCGGCCCAACUGCAAGACUCACGUACAGGUGAUAAACGGCGCAGGCCACCACGUAUACUUAGACAAGCCGGAAGUAUUCAACAAGUUCGUGAAUGAGGCCUGCGCGAGCGUGGACGAGGCGGGUGCACGAGAACCGAUGACGUCAGAACCGGAGACAAAAGAUGUCACGGACGCGACCGAAGCGCCCAGCACACCCGCAUCAACAGUGACACCCACAUCACCCGCAACACCCCCCCCCCCAACACCCGCCUCUAAUGCGCAAACGCCCACCUCUUGACCGAUGGUAGAUUGCCACUCCAUCUUGACUCAAUAGUAGUUGAGCAGUCGUAACGGCGCUGCAGUCAAAGGAGACCUGUGAAACUAUUCUCAGAUAUUGAAGUCAAUUACAGUCAAUUACAUACGUACUUCACUCUUCCUCUUCGAAAGUCGGUUAAAAACUUCACUAUUGAGUACAUUCACAAUGUAACAACGAUUGAAGUUAAUCCAAUAAUAAAUUUAGCAUCGGCUGCUUUUAACGGCAUUCGAAAAAGAAGAAAAUGUUCAACUCGAUUGUAUGUUCUUUAUUCGAAUUUUUAUUUUUUCAUAUAAGUUCUUAUAGAGAACAUACUGCGUGGACCAUUUGACAGGUCUCCUUAUUCCACAGCGCCAUCUAGCGGAAGGAAAUUGACUGAAUUUUGCGACUUAUUUUAUAGCUGUUCAUGUAUUGAGCGGAAUCUUAGCGGACGGAACGUACCGUUGGCAUAAUAUACGAAUCACCGAAUUUCAAUGAAUCAAUCAAGGAAUUCAUACGAAAUAUAAACAGUCCACACGUCCCACUGCUGGGGACAGGCCUCCCCAUAAGCAACCCGGGGUAUUGAGCAUUCUCCUGCUCCACUGCGCGUGGUGGUGUUUGGGCUAGUAGCCCCGAGACCAAAACGUGUCUUCUAAAGCCCGGAAUCAUCGUAAUUUCGAGGGCAAUCAGGAGAUUCAAAGGACUGACGCACAAAGAAAUAACAAAGCAAGAAAUUCUGACGAUCCAUCCGCUCUCAUUCUGCCUAAGUAGACACAUAUAGGAUGAAUGGACGGUAAAACUUGUGGCUAUCGAUUGUGUUCAAGGCAAAUCGGGGUUUUCGCGGUUAGACGUUAUUGUACCUGCAUUAUUAAUGAUAAUGACGUAUUCAAUUAUAUGACGUCUUUAUUUUGGCUAGAGAAAGCUUAUUAACCACGAUAAUAUGCCAUUCUAUUGCUAAGCACUGUUUUUGGACAGAUUUUUUUACAAUAUCGAUUAGAAAUAAAUAAAUAUAGAUGAUAUCCUGGCAUGAAACUGUGUGAUAGAAAAUUUGGGCAAACCAUUUUCUAUGAAUUUUGUUAUGUCGGACUAUCUCUUAAAAAUCUACCCUAAAAUUUGGCUUGUAAUUUGUUUUUUACUUGUCUUAUUUGUUCAUAAAUCAUUGAAAAAUCAGUGAAUAUAAACUAUGAUUUAUAAGAUCAUUCAUAGAUUCCGAAUCUAUGAAAUUUCAAUGGCGAUUAUACUGAAAUCAGGGCGCCAUACUUGUUGUUAAAAUAGGACAAGUAUAAAAACAGGUUAUACAGGUAACACGAGAAAUAAUAUUUAUUUAGAUUUUCUCCUAUCGCUUACGCCAUAAUAGCCUCAGGAGCUUCAGGAGCGGUCCAGCUUUUCUGUCGGGGUGGGGAGGUCACCAGGUCGCAGACAACCUGUCUUCGUAGAGAAUUAGAUAAAAUUGCAGCGGCCACCCAACCUGUCGCCCAGGGUGGAGAGGGGUCAUAGGCCCCCCCUGGAUCCGCCCAUGACUAGGCUAAUCUGACCAUGUUAUAACAUUUUCUACACAAGUGCCAUCUCAAAUCCUAUUUACAAACGUUUACUUAACACAUCAAAUAUGAAAUUUUACUUAAGUUGUAUUUAAUUUUUACCAAGUGUUCUAUUGUUAGCUACGGGUACAAAAAUGAGUGAUGAAAAUCACAGCACACGUGCAAAUAAUAUAUUUUACUAAUACUAUUAACUUAUUUGACGUAAUGAUUGUUAAAAUACCUGUUUUUCCACUGUUAAUAACCAUAACGACUUAAGACCACAGAAUAAUUGGAAUUGUAACUGUCUGGAAAUGUCACUUCAAGGCCCUGCGCAGACGACAGACUAUCCGUGACGCACUUUUUAGUCUGUGAAAAUAUAACCUAUGCAAUGAUAUGCAGUAACGCGCCGGACUUUUUGCGCGUCGUGUGCGUUACUGCAUAUAAUUGCAUAGGUUAUAUUUUCACAGACUAAAAAGUGCGUCACGGAUAGUCUGUCGUCUGCGCAGGGCCUAAUCAUGGUAUAAGAAGACCAGGUGUGCUCAAAAUUGACAGCUAACAUUUCAAGGUUAGCCCAGCUGACGUCAUCCCGCCCUACGUUGCCAUUUCGUAAAAAAAAAAUACCCACGACCAAUGUUUUUGUAUUUACUUUGCAAGGAAAUUUUGAACUUUUAGUAAAAGAUUUAUAUAUGUGACAAGUAACAGUAACCAAAUACAUUAGUCAGUAAUUCAGUUAAUUUUCAAUAAUAAAAUUUACGUCUUUGGAAUGUUGGAUUAAUUUGUUGGUAACACAGUGUUAACACUUACGUCAUCAAUGGGCUAGCAAUGGUGGCUUGUCAUAGGAUUGAGCAUACCUGGUUUUCUUACACUAUGACUUUAAUAUUUGACUAUCCACCAAACUAAAAUCAACAACAAAACUGACACACAUACGUAGGUAUACAAACAGGCGUUUUAUAUGAAAAUCACCACAGACCCAAAAUUCAGUUACUAUUUAAUGGUGAACCAAAUAUAAUUGAGGUCAACGCUAUAAUAACAUAUUUAUUGUACAUAAAUAUGGGUUAACGCUUCAUAUCCGCGGUCGAAUAUAAAUCAAAUGUCAGAAAAAAAACAUAAAGGGUAAGGAUUUUAAUAAGAACGCAUUUUUGACGUUAGAUGUAUUUUAGUUCCUAUUAUUUACUAGAUUUCAAACAUUUCCUCCACAUCCAUUCCAACUUUUAAACAAAUUGUGUUGUACUAAUAUCGUUAAAAGCUUCAAUAACCUCUUUAUAAACAAUUUAAAGAAACUAUUAUGACGAGGUUAUAAACUUAAGGGAUAAUUAAAAAAAAUAGAAAAUGUAAAACGUCUUACGCAAAUCGCACAAUGGUGUCAAUACGAGCGAACAUAAACCUCACCUAAUUUGAAUAGCUCUUAAACUGGUUCCGUCCUUCACUUACAAUAAGUGCAAGAAAGAGAGGUAGAGCUAUUUUUAUUCCUGUCAAAUUAAUUAAAAUUACGCCGGUAGGUGCCCGAAUUGGUACCAGUGUGUGUAUAUUCUACUUACUAGUUAAUUGUUUGGCCUCAGGCGUUUUGAUACACGGAGUGAAGGUUAAUUAUGUAAAUAAAGAUAAUUUAUUGAACGA